UUCGCUUGGCUGUCAGUCGGAAGUUGAGUCUGCCACGUCGAAGACAGAACGAGGUUCGGAGUUAGACAGCUCUCGGUGAACGUUGGAUUGUGAGAGGUCGACAUGGCCGUAUCUGGCUAAUUACAACACCACAAUGGAGGCUUGUGAGACUUUUGAGACGGACGACGUACUUGAGGACGAGUGGUACGAGAAUGAUCUGCAGUUGGCAGCGGAGUUGGGGAAGGCGUUGCUGGAGAGGAACCGAGAGUUAGAGACACAGGUGGUCGCCCUGCAUCAGACCAACCAUGAACAGGCGCUCGAAGUGCAGUUCUAUGCCAAGCAGCUGGAGACCGUGCGGUUGACGAACGAGUCCCGGAUGCGAGUGUACGAGGACCUGGACAGGUCAUCACAGGAGCUAGAGAAGACCAAUCAAAAACUGUUGAACCAGUCCAAGUCUGACAAGGACAAGAUUGACAGAUUGAGCAACACUGUGGAGCUUUUGGACUUCCGGGUGGAGGAUCUCCUCAAGAAGAUUGACGAGAUGAAAGCUGCAGAAAGACUCACAAAGAAGCAGGAAUCUCGCCGUGCCCUGAGUUUAGCCAGCCUCAAUGAAACGGUGGAGGCAAAGAAGGGGUACUACCUGGAGAACUUGUCCUGGACUUAUAAUGAAAAACUAAAGAAUCUGCCCAUGAACCCAUAUGAACAAGAGAUACGGCGACUACAGGAAACCCUCCAGCAUGUGAAGAGUUUGAAGUCUAUAGAGAAGCAUAAGAGGGAGGAUGUGGAACUAGAAAAUUCUAUUGUCAUUCAGGAAAAUCAAAUCUUGGAGAGGAGAAUAGCAACGCUCGAAGAACGUGUAUCACAAAUGAAAAGUUUGGAGGAGGAACUGGCGGAAGCCAAUGACCGUUGUGCAAAGAUUCUCUGCUGGAACUGUGACCGCAGUGUGGAGGAUGUGGAAUCGCAGUAUCACAUUCUGAAGGAAAUUGAACACGACCACCCAGAGCUGAAGACGCCUGGCAAGGCUGUGAAGCUGGGUGGUGGAGGCAGCCUGUAUGGUAGCUCAGAGUCAAUCAGCAAAGUGGCUGUGGAUGCAACAGAGAUUCUGGAAAAAGACGCAGAUGACUCGGGACUGUCUAUUCUGGACGAACUGGAGACACAGUACAAGAACCUAUUUCAGAAAUAUGAGGCAGUGAUCAAAGCCAAGAGACAGUUAGGCGAGUCAGAGGAGACUGCUGAGGAGAGGAUGCGGAAAAGGCUGGCUAAUAAGGAGGUCCAGACUCUCCUCAACCUCACCUUCACCAAGGAUUACACCCAGGACACGGGACAACCGGCUCCCUACAAGGUGUUGUUCAAGGAACUGUUCGCAACUCUCAGGAAAUCGAGAAUAGAAGAAGCAGCAGAGAAGACUUCCCCUGGGUCCAGCUCUGCCUCCUCGCCUGACGGCAGUGAUGAUAAGAACACUCAGACUUUCUUGUAGAUCUGAUGGUGAAAUGAAGCCUUUAUACAGUGCCCACCGUCACUGUCACACUGCAAUAAUAGUCAACACAGUACCCUGUCGGUCACACUGACGUCCAGAAGGUGCUGUUAACAUUGAACCUGACAGAGGUAAUCAGGAUCGAGGGUAUUCAAUUUUUCUGAUUGGUCAGGGUCUCUCAGCAGUAUGAUGUCACUCCUGUUCUUGGAUUGGUCAGAGUGACGGCAUUAUGUUUCCCUGACUGUCAGAGUGAAGGUAUUUCACUUCACUGUUUCCUCAGUGUGAGACUUGGCGGAUCCUGCACGUUCGUUCUGUGAUCAGUGAGUGAGUGAGUGAACGAGCUGAGGGUACAGGCCACUUCAUAUAGAUGCAUGUUCACUCUAAUUGUUUAUUGGUAGAACACACAUAAUGGUACUUGCCAAGUAUGGAGACAUGGCCAGAUCUACAAAUUAUUAGAGAUUGCUAUUUUAAUACCCACUAUACACUACAAUGCAAACUCUGUGUGACCUCACACAACACAACCAUCCUUCCUUUCAAGUCAGUCGAAUUCAUACUCCGACUUUGUUUCGCAGCUCACGGAGUGUUUCGUCCAGGUCUUCGUUAUAUAGGAAUCUUGCCAGGAUUUUGUCUCUAAAGUUGAAAGACAAAGAUUUGUGACGGUUCCAAUCGUUAUGUGUUGUGUUUCGUUUCUUUUCAUUUUUCCCAUAACCAUUUUAGUCCUUGAUGGCAUUUUGUUUCAAAUACUCGCAAGUCACACCCUACGCAUGUUGCACGUGUUGAGAACAAAGAAGAACCAAUUCUCGUGCAUCGUAAGGGAGGCAACUCAUUCGCAUGUAAAAUGUCUCCUUGCAAUAGCGUUCUUUACCAAAACGUAAGACGAGGCAUUCUUUACCUCGAGUCACAGACUCUUACCUCACUGCCACAGACGGUCACAUAGUCCCGUUAGUACGAAGCGACGCUAGUCUUCCCAUGAAAUGCCAAACAUUGAGAUGUCUGUCUCCUGGUAUGAUCAUUGAUACUAUUUACGUAUAUAUAUUCUUGUAUCACCUUCACUAGCAGCUUGUGUCAGCUGCGGGAAUGACGUCACUGUGUGUCACUAUAAACGAGCGACAGGUCAAUAUCAAAUUCGUUGAUAGAGAGCAUAACGGAGAUCGGUUUCCACAGCUCAGCUUAUUUUAAUGCUUUGUGCUAUCACAGUGUAACCUCGCAUAGCUUGAUUGUUGUUUCAUUUGCAUUAUCAAACAGUAACAGUACAAUACCCAGUCUAUUAAUCCAAUCAAUACACACUCCCUUUACCGCGCGUCGUGCUUUCAAAGGGAGAUAAUCCUGUCCCCAAUGGUAAGGUUCCGGUUUGUGGUAUUGGCGGUUCAAGUAACAUUUUCGUCACACUUCAUGCCCCAUGUUUGUUAUUCUGUUAUGCUUAUGUACAGUAGUAAUUGUGAAUAUUCUAUAUGUGAUAUAUGAAACAUGCCUACACGAAAACAGGACCAUGAUAAUAUACUUCAAAUAGUAUUUUCAAAAGUUUGGAUUCUUUGUCACAGAUUGCUUCCUUUAUGAGAAUGUAUAUUGUAUAUUGUAUAUUUUUAAAUGCAAAUUUCGCCCCAGAAUAGCAAUGUUGUAUGUAUACAGUUAUCAACUAACUCCAACACUUCCCUAGACAGGCCAAAGAGAAUCGCAUUCACAAAGGUCACACCCGAAUGGUCUUCGUCUUCAUCUAACUUGAAAAUCAAAAUAUUUGUGCUUAAUCAAACUAAUGACUUAUGUUAACAUGCAUAUGUUCUUUGGCAUUUUAUCAAAGAAGACAUCCGACAUGUGAGCUUUGUGAUUGUUUCCAUGACGACUACAUUGUAAGAUAUAAGUAUACUACCCACGUCUUCCUUGUACCACGCUGUUAUUUGUGAUAAUGUUGAGUGAUGUUCGCAAGCCGUAUUCCUGAAUUUUAUUUAUAUGCUUUAUUUACCUCAUCGAGGUUUACUGUUCAUGAAAUAAAAUCAAAUAUAUUAUGACAAUGUCCA
Haliotis rubra (blacklip abalone) is the source of this 3468-nucleotide messenger RNA. Its product is annotated as cerebellar degeneration-related protein 2-like. The transcript has 4 exons. Bases 134 to 1456 code for a protein of 440 amino acids. NCBI's taxonomy places the organism in Eukaryota, Metazoa, Mollusca, Gastropoda, Lepetellida, Haliotidae. The record is from RefSeq and is a predicted model, not a curated record.